UCGAGAUGCCCAACCAAGCGUGUCCAACAACCAAGUCGGUAGACAUCUCCAACGUUGGGUCUACCGCAUGAGAUCUAACUGUCGGGUAAAAUUUAGUGUUCACACGGUGACGGUGGCGAGUGCCAAUGAGUUUCUAGUACCCCAAAUCCUAUAUCUCCUCUGCUCGGCGCUAGGGUUUUUAUAAUUCAAAUUCCAUCGAUUGUAUUGAAAGAUCACAAACUUUGAUCUCAAUCACUGUAAGUACAAGUAUGAAUAUCUCUGUUGUUCUUUUCAAUUUAAGUAGUGAUGAUUUAUUUACCUGAUCCAUGAAUUUGAAAGCUUUUUGCAACAAAUUACAAAACCAAGUGAUCAAAAUUGUUAAAGUUGCAGCAUUUUAGGAAACUUUAGGGCAUAAACUUUGAAAUUUUUUAGCUCAUGACUAGACUUAUUGGAUCAGUGAACAGCUUUCUGGGAUUUCAAGAUGCCACCAUUUCAUUUCAGUCUAUAUUUUAGGUUUUCUUUUUUAUAAACUCCGUCUUCAACAAUUGGCGGUAUGUGUGUCAGUGUUGAUGCUGAACACCCAUACUUGUAUUGAUUUUACGGGUUUCUGGUGUUAGCUAUGGUGAAAUUAGUGUUUGUCUGAUAGUGCUGUGAUGGUAGUCUGCUGAUUGCAAAACUGGUGGUGGUGGUGGUGCUUCUGGUUAGGUGGGCGAUAGCUUAGUGGCCUUAUAGCAAAAAACAAAGUAAGCGAGAAAGUUAGCGAGAAGAGACAGAAACUAGCAUCAGGAGCAGCAACAGGUUCAACUGGCGAACAACAGUAGCCACAUCUUAGAAGCAUUAGCUUCAUUGGUUGGUUAACUUUGAUGUUUGUUUAUAGUUAUUGGGUUAUUAAGUUAAACUAAUAUGUAUGUAAGAAGUGGCGUGUCAUGUUUUUUAAUGAAGAUAUUAUAGUUGUUCCCCUUGCUGUCCAGUGCUUCUUGUUAUGUUGCAUUUUUCUGCAGUGUUGAGUAUUUGGAGUUAUUAACUUAAAAUCAACCAGGGGAGUGGGAAAGACCUAAAAGUCUUUGCUGUGAGCCUUUAACAAAAAUGACUUCUCGUUCCACUGAGCUUCAGGGAAGGUAAUGCAGAUUACCAAUCUUUGCAGGGGAGAUAACGCAAAUACCAAUCUUUAUAAGGGAGGGUUUUAUCUGUGGAAGAGCUGAAGAACUUUGAAGACUGGAGAACUUUGAAAAACUCCAAAGAGCUGAAAUUGAAGGGUAAUAUGUCAUCUGAUGAGAACAAGAAAUGGAUGAAGUGUGACCGUAAGUCUGAUGAAUACAUACAAGGCGUGAGGUCAUUUAUACAGUUUGCCAAGAAUAAUGGUGGUGGGAGGGUUUUAUUUUCAUGUCCUUGUAGAAAUUGUAUGAAUGGUAAAGGUUCAGUUUCACUUAGUAAGAUAUCAUUGCAUUUUCUCAAAUAUGGUAUUUGUUUGACGUAUACAACAUGGCGUCAUCAUGGUGAAAGUUCAGUAGAAGCACGGUCAAGACAUAGGGAUAACACUACAGCAGGUAUGGAUGGGAAUGUUACAGUAGGUGUGGAUGUGGAUGGGAAUGUUACAUCUGCUAUGGAUAUGGAUGUGAAUGUCACAGGAGGAGUUGAUGUGGAUGAGAAUGUUACAGCAGGUGUGGAUGUGGAAGAGAAUGUUACAACAAAUGUGGAUGUGGAUGAGAAUGUUGGGACCAAGGGGUGUUGUAAGAAAAAGUUAUCAGCGGCCGAGCGAGCAAGAGUACCAUUGUAUCCUUCGUGUCCUAAAGGAAAGUCGGCGUUGUAUGUAGCGAUAAUGGUGAACAACAUAAAGACUCAGUAUGCGAUUUCAGAUAAUGGUAUGACUGCAAUGUUAGAAUUGAUAAAAGAGUUUCUUCCCGAAGAAAACACCCUGCCAAGUAAGUUUCCAGAUGUCAAGAAGAUAAUUCAAGAGUUGGGGAUGGAUUAUGUAACCUACGAUGCUUGCGUGAAUGAUUGUAUACUCUAUUGGAAGGAUAAGAGUUCAUUGCUGAAGUGCCCUGUAUGUUAAGAACCGCGGUAUGUAAGAGUUUUCAAUGAUGAGAGAAAACUUACUCAAGUUGCGCAGAAGACGUUGAGACACUUUCCAAUAAUUGCAAGGCUCAAAAGAUUUCAUAGUAUACCAUGGAUAGCAGAGGCGAUGCUUUGGCAUUUUAGAGCACAGAAAGAUAUCAAUGUAAUGCGUCAUCCCGUUGAUUCUUCAGCUUGGUGUUGUGCGGAUAGUUUUUGUCCAGAGUUUGCUAAGGAAGCACGGAAUGUUACACUUGGUAUAGCAACCGACGACUUCAACCCCAAUGGAUGCUUUGGUCUCAAUUACAGCUGUUGGCCGGUAAUUCUCUGUCCGUAUAAUCUUCCUCCGUCGAUGUGUAUGAAGAGGGAGUUUUUUAUGUUAUGUUUGUUGAUAUCAGACCCGAGAGCAUCAGGUAAAGAUAUCGAUGUUUACUUACAACCAUUGAUUGAAGAGUUGAAAGAGUUAUGGAAUGAUGGUGUUAUGACUUUCGACAGCUUCACCGGUUCUGAAUUUCUGAUGAGAGCUAGGUUGUUAUGAGCAAUUCAUGAUUUUCCAGCAUUAGGGACUCUUUCUGGAUGUGUAACUCAUGGGUAUUUUGCUUGUCCAAGUUGUGGAGAAGAAACAGAUGCUGAGUGGCUGCCAUAUAGUAAGAAGUUGUGUUAUAUGGGACAUCGAAGAUGGCUGCCAACGAAACACAAGUUUAGAGAUGAUAAAACAAACUUCAGUGGAGGAGUUGAGCAUGGUAAAGCUUCAUGGCCACUAACAGGAUUGCAAGUUCAAGAGAUGGUAGCUAAUUCGAAAAGAAAACAGGUUAAAGGAAAACCACCAUCAAAGAAACGUAAAAGAGGGACUGAAGGGUAUGCUGAUGAAGAAAUUUCCGAUCACUCUUUAUUUUCUCGAAGGUCCAUUCUUUAUGAUUUUCCGUAUUGGGGAGCGAACACAGUUCGUCACUGUACAGAUGUGAUGCAUACCGAGAAGAAUAUAACUGAGCACAUUGUUAAUACUGUAUUGGGAAAUAACAAGUCAAAAGAUGGUCUUAAUGCACGUAAAGAUAUGGAAGCUAUGGGGAUUAAAAAGCGGUUAUGGUUGAAAGAGGAUGAAAACACGGGCAAGACAACAAUGGAAUCUUUUGCCUUAACAAAGGAUGAAAAAGUUGCUUUCUGUACAGUUUUGAAGAAUUUAAGGGUGCCUUCAAAUUUCUGUUCCAAUCUUUGCAACAACGUUGGUAUAAAUCCACCGGAGUUGAAGAAUUUAAAGUCUCAUGAUUACCAUGUUAUGAUGCAGUCUUUGUUUCCACUGCUUGUUCAUACUGCAACUUUAUUUCCUAAAGAUCUGCGAGUUGCUCUUCUCCGGAUUAGUUUAUUUUUCAAUAUCUUAUGUGCGAAGGUUAUAAAAAGAGAGCAUCUUUUACAAGCUAAAGCUAGUUUGGUGGAGGCGAUGUGUGUUCUAGAAAAAUACUUUCCUCCAUCCUUCUUUGUCAUUAGUAUCCACCUGAUGAUUGAUCUGGCAGAUGAAGCUUUAAUCUGCGGUCCGGUCAGAUUUAGGUGGAUGUACCCCUUUGAGAGGUUAAUGAAAGGCUUUAAAGGGUUAGUGCGCAAUAAAAGGUACAUUGAGGGAUGCAUUGCGAGAGGGUAUUCGUUGCGAGAAGCUAGCUUAUUUUUUAUGGAUGUCAUGUCAGAUGAUGGUGAUGGUACUCAUAAACAUACUCGACGGGCUUUUUUAGAUGAUGACUAUGAGUUUGCAGAUGAGAUGCCUCUAAGUACUGGAAAGAGUAUGACUUUAACUCAAGUAUAAUUUGAACAAUGUCGCAGCUGGAUCCUAUCUAAGUAUUUUGAGAUAGAUGACUGGCGAAGGAAGUAUGAUUCCUAUGUUAGCGGCAACACGUCUAAUGGUCAGCAGACCUCAAAGAGUUUUCAUGUAUGGUUGCGCGACGAGUUGAUAGAAGCCAAAGAGACUGAUUCAACACUUUGGAGACUCGUGCAAGGACCCCUCUUUAAGGCACGAUCCUACAGGAAAUACCAAGUCAAUGGCUUUACUUUUAGCACACUAGGUUGUGAGGCGAAGAAUAUAUCGCAAAACAGUGGUGUAUCAAUGAAAGCUUUUACAAGACUGAAAGCGAAGUCGGCCGAGGAAGCAUAAAUAACUUAUUACGGAGUUAUUAAAGAGAUUAUCGUCUUGAAUUACAUGGAGUUUGAAGAAACUGUUUUCUGUUGUGAUUGGGUUAGUGUUGGAGAUAAGAUGCGUGUAAGGUUGAUGCAGUUUCGAAAGUUAUAAAGGUCAACUUAUCCAAGAUGAAAAACAAAGUUAGAGUGUCCGAUGAGCCGUUUAUCCUUGCAUCUGAAGCGACUCAAGUGUUCUACUCGAAGGAUCUUACAGAUGAGGGAUGGUCCGUGGUGUUGCACUCACAUCAGGGGUUAACUUGUUCAGUAGAUAAAUUUGAAGUUCCUACAGCUUAUCAAUCAGUUCUUACUGACAAUGAGAAUUUCAAAAAGUUGCUUUCAAUUGGUUCUAUUUGAAAUGAAACUGAUGCCACCUUUGCAAUGUGUUGCGCUUCACGAAUAUCUAUAAAAAGAACG
Messenger RNA from Papaver somniferum (opium poppy), 4608 nucleotides. RefSeq lists its product as uncharacterized. The coding region runs from base 2696 to 3826 and encodes 376 amino acids. The record is from RefSeq and is a predicted model, not a curated record. The transcript is spliced from 8 exons. NCBI's taxonomy places the organism in Eukaryota, Viridiplantae, Streptophyta, Magnoliopsida, Ranunculales, Papaveraceae.